AUGUCAUCAUUAGUUAUUGGACUUGAUAUAGGAGGUAGUCAUAUUACAGCAGCUCUUAUACGUAUUAAACAAUUAUCAAAUCAAAAUUUAUCUAUCGAAAGAGAUCAAUUAUAUUCAUGUCCAUAUAGAAUAACUAUAGACAAAGAUCCACGUUCAAUUAUUUCGACUUGGAUUGAUUGUAUUGAUGAUCUUCUUCAAGAUUUUGCUAAUGAUUAUAGAGAAAAUGAUACUAUUAUUGGUAUUGCUUGUGGUAUACCAGGACCAAUGGAUUAUGAACGUGGCAUAAGUUAUAUUCAAUCAACAACAUUACAUAAAUGUAAUAAUUUUUUUGGUCUUAAUUUACGUUUAUCAUUUCAACAUGGUCUUAGAGAACUUAUAUCUCGUUGGAAAUAUAUGUUUGAAGCUAAAUAUUCUAUAUCAUCAUGUUCAAGUAUAUCCAAUUUAAGAAAAGAAAUAAUUUGUAAAAAAUUACAACAAACAAACCAAAUAACAAUAAAGUCAUCGAAAAAAUUAAAUACUUAUUUUAAUUUAACUCUAGUACCAACAAUAAACGGAGAAUUUCAAAAACCAAAAUUAUCAAUAAAAGACAUGAGAAAUUAUUGUGGUCAACAUGAAAAUGAUGAGUGUUAUAAUCAAAAUAAAAUGAAUGAUUCACCUGAUAAAAUAUAUUUUGAUGAUAAGAAAAUAAAUUCAAUAGAAACAUCUCUAACAAAUGAUAAUACUUCUCUAAAAUUAUUGUCAGUUAUUGAAAAAUUAUCUGAAAUACCGAUUUCAUUCUAUAAUGAUGCAACAUGUUUUGCUGUCGGUGAAGCAACUAGUAUUCAUAAUAGAGAUUAUGAACGUAUUCUUGCUUUAACACUUGGUACUGGUUUUGGUUCAACUUUUAUUGAUCAUUGUGAAAUUAUUAUAAAUCGUUCGGAUGUACCAUCUGGUGGAAUGCUUUGGAAUUGUUCAUAUGAUGAAAAUUCUAUAGCGGAUGAUUGGUUUUCAACACGUGGUUUAAUUAAAAUUUAUAAUACAAUUCUUCAACAAGAAUUAUCCGAUAAUCAUUCAGAUGAAUCAACAAAUAAACAACAAUCAUCAUCAAAUAUUUAUGAAAAAUCAGAUAUAGUUGAUGGCCAUUCUCUUACUGAACAAGCAUCUAAUGGUGAUGAAAAUGCUAUAAAAGCUUUUCAAAUAUUUGCUCAGCGUUUAGGAAAUUUUUUAGUACCACACCUGAAAAAAUUUAAAGCUGAUCUGAUUGUGAUUGGUGGUGGUAUUGCUCAAGCCUGGUAUUUAAUUGAAAAUGAACUUAAUAUAACUCUUAAAAAAUCUUGUGACGUUCAAGUUUACUUUAGUCUUUCACAUGAAAAAUCAAUUUGUCUCGGUGCUGUUCAACAACAAUUAUCAAUAUUAACUAAAUCAGAAAGUAAAUUUAUUCGACAAACUUUUCAAAAUCUUCUACCUGUGAUUAAAACAAUAAAUACAGAUCAAUAUGAUUUAUAUCCAUGUCAUGAAAUUCCAAUAGGUUAUAUUGGUAUAGGAUAUAAAAAAUUAAAUGAAGAAAUGUUUCGUUUAUUGGAACAACAUAAAAUAUUAUUAAUUGAUGGAUUUGUUGGAGCAUAUUUUGAUGCAUAUGCUUAUGAAUUAAACAAAUAUUAUACUCAAAGAAUGAAAACAAAAAAUUUACCAUCAUUAGUUUUUUAUGAUACUCGAACAUUUUUCAAAACAGAUACAAAUAAUAUACAAGAAUUAUAUCUUCAAUAUUCGAAAUCAGUAUUUGGUAAAUUAGCAACUGAUUUAGAUUUUAAAAAUGAUUUUAUUGAUUUAAAUAAAUUAAAGUAUUUAAAAAAUAAUCUUUCAUAUCCAUGUGUUAUUAUUGGACCUGGUGCUUCAUUUAUAAAUGAAAUAGCUCCACUUAUUUAUAUUGAUUUAACAAAAAAUGAACUUUAUUAUCGUGUUUAUGCACAAACAGCAUUUUCUUAUUUAAAACCAACAGAAAUAAUUCAAGAAGAGAAUUCAUUAAAAUCAAAUGAUAAUGAUGAUUAUGAAUUAUCACCAGCUGCGUAUGAAAGAAAAUGUCUUUAUUUUCUUGAUUAUCCGAUAUUUAAUAAACUUAAACAAGAACUUUUACCUCGCAUGACUUUUUAUGUUGAUGAUCAAAGACCAAAUUGUCCAACAUGGCUUCAUGGUCAUACAUUCCGUCAAGCACUUGCAUAUCUUGCUAAUGUACCUAUUCGUGUACGACCAUGGUUUGAAGCAGGUGCAUGGGGUGGUCAAUGGCUUAAAUCAAUUUGUACAGAUAUAUCAAAAUUAUCGAAAAAUUAUGCGUGGUCAUUUGAAAUGAUAACAUCAGAAAAUGGUAUUAUAUUAUCAGAUAAAAAUAAUCAUCUUCUGGAAUUUUCGUGGGAUCUUUUUUAUAGUUCACAAGCAAAUAGAAUACUUGGAAAUGAUAAACAUUAUAGAUUAUUUGGUGGUUGGAAUGAUUUUCCAAUACGUUUUGAUUUUCUUGAUACAAUGGAUGGAGGAAACUUAUCUAUACAAUGUCAUCCAAAUUUACAAUAUAUGCGUACACAUUUUGGAGAAAAAAUAACACAAGAUGAAACAUAUUAUAUUGUCGAAACAAAACAACAUUGGAAAGAAGAAUAUAAAAAUGACAAAAACUCAUCUGCUCAUGUUUAUCUUGGUUUUCAUGAUAAUGUCAAUCCUGAAGAAUUCCAUCAAGAUCUACUUUUAAGUCAUCGAGAGCAACAAGAAUUAAAUGUUGAAAAAUAUAUUCAAUGUAUUCCAUCAAAUAUGCAUGAUUUUUUUCUCAUACCUAAUGAAACGGUACAUGGAUCUGGUCAAAAUCAAGUUGUACUUGAAAUUUCUGCAACACCUUAUAUAUAUACAUUUAAAUUAUAUGAUUGGUUAAGAUUAGAUCUUGAUGGUCGUCUUCGUCCAUUAAAUAUUGAACAUGGAAUGAAAAAUUUAAAAUUCGACCGACGUGGUGAACAACUUCGUUCUCAACCCAAAACUAUGAAAUUUGAACAAGAUAAAUAUGAAGAACAACAUUUACCAACACAUGAUCUACAUUUUUAUGAUGUACAACGUCUUAUUAUAGAACCAGAUGAAUCUAUUGAAAUAAUUCGAUCAACAGAAAAUCGAUUUCAUCUAUGUAUGUUAGUUGAAGGUGAUGCAAUUGAAAUAGAAUUUAAUACAAUUGAUUAUAAUGAACAAAAACAAAUACUACAAUACAAUUAUAUUGAAACAUUUUUAAUUCCAGCAUCAAUUAAUCAAUAUCGUGUUAGACCAAUAAUUAAAAAUAAAACUAAUGGAAAGAAACCUCGUCAAUUUGUCUUACUUAUUGCUUAUCUCAAAUGGGAUUGUGAAAAAUUACUUGAAUAA
This is a messenger RNA of Rotaria sp. Silwood2, 3366 nucleotides long. The record is from the annotation of a GenBank genome assembly. Lineage: Eukaryota; Metazoa; Rotifera; Eurotatoria; Philodinida; Philodinidae.